UUAACACCAGCAGUUGAAUUAUUUUGUCUCAUGACAAUCACAAACUACUCAAGUAUAUUAAUGUUAUUCUGUAUUAGUUAUAUGGUAAAUAGUACUGCGCAAAAUACCUUGACCUAAGAUAUAAAUCUCUUGGUAUAUAAUUAGACAGUUCAACUAGUCUAAAUUUCCCCUAUCAUUUCGAUCGAUUUACUGCAACACGCGAAUUGAAGAAUGUGAUUGAGUGGAACAACUGUAAGUACCUUAUCUAUUUUAGACUCUGUAACUAAGUGUGCUAGCAGCUGGAUAACCACUGGUCAUUUCAAUUCCACUCAACCUGUUGGUUUUAUUCGCCAUUCUGUUGUACUUAGCAUUUAACUCCGCGAUGUGAAGCUGUGACUUAUAGUUGAAAUAUUCAACCUUCAGCCACUGGGUCCCACGUUCGAAUUACACUACAACUUUAUCUCGUUGUGAAUAAUUUAUUCUCACAAAAUAGUUAAAUUAUAUUGAUUAAUAUGUAAUUUUUAUCAAGGUAAAGUGAUAUUUAAAUCCCUAGUAUUUGGUUGUGCAUGUCUUCAAAAAAUUGCUAGCGUAUAAUUAGACCAUCAUGUAAUUUACAUUUAUAUUUGGCUGAAGAUAUUGAGUUAAUAUGAUAAAUCAGUAUAUGAGGUAUUAUACCUUAAACUCAUCAUCCUAGAUAUGUGUAUCACAUUUUCCGACCACCGCUCAUCCCGAUACCAAAUGAUAAUUACUUCAGAAGUUGUAAAUAUUCUAGAAACGGACAAAUCAAGAUUUGGAGUCAAUUUACGAAGGCACUAAUCAUUGGACUGGUCUGUGUCACUGAGCGGAGACUUCCGGGCUAGAAUUUGGGUCACGCAGCACCACGAGUAAACUGAGUUUAGGGAUGUGAACCAUCAAAUACCAGUUAAGUUGUGUGAAGUUUAAAUGCUCAUCGUGAGGUGUGAGGGUCUUGCGUUCGAUUCCAGGUAGAGUCGUGGAUAAAUACUUGUUAGGAGUCCCACACUAUGACGAAACAAAUGUUCAGUGCUCCUUGGUUUUCAGUUGUCUAACUAAAGUAAUCCCGUGGUGUGAAACUAUGGGAUUGUGACAUGUAUUUGGAGACGUUCAGCCAUGUGAUGGGACCCGAAAAUCAUCACAGUAACUGUGGUAUAUGUGUUAUGUAUCCUCCUCUUAGAGUCUAAAGCUUGAGUUGUCAACUCAUGCGCUUGUUCAAAAAACACGUGAAGAACGAAAGUCACGUGAAAAUAUGGUCAAACAAGAACGUGCCGCUACUAAAAUUCAAAAAUGUCUCCGAGAUUACGUUGCACGAAAUAAAAUGAAACGUUACUUUAUUGAAUUAUUGAAUGAAUUAUCUAAACAAUUAGAUGAUAUAAUAAAUAAAACUGGUUUCAAUGUGGAGCAUGAAUUUGAACAUAAAUUAUUGAAGUUACUUCAAUGUUUCAAUACAUGCUAUCGUAAUAAAAGUCCGGAACAAAAACAUCUUUUUACUGUUUGUCGUUUAUUAUUGUCCAAACAUGGAAAAGAUGGACAAGUCAACUGGUUAACUAAUGGUUCUGUUGACCAUAUUUUCACACUAGGGAAUUCGUUAUUAAUCAACGUCAAAUAUUUAACAAAACUUCCAUCAUUAACAACAUCAUCAAACUAUACAUUACCGAUUCGUGUAUUAGAGGAAUUAUUCAACAUUUUAAUCGGAACAUGUUCAUCUACAAAAAUCUCUUUAUAUUCAAAACAACUAUACUUCAGUAUUGAAUGGAUUUGUCGACAUUUAUCAAAGCAUCAUUAUUUUAAUCAUUUGGCUUAUUUUAUGGAUCAACAAUUACCAACUACAACUGGUGGUUACCUUAAAGAUUUCACUACCCAAUCACAAGUAUUUGAUGCUGUGGAAUUUUUCAAAUUACCAAAAACUCGUCCUUUUAUUAAUCUAAUAAUUGCACCGUUGAAAUGUGCUUUUAACCUAUCGGACAAUGGUAGUCCAUUUUCUAAUCCAAUGGUCGAUUUGUAUCGUGAACUUGUUUUCACAGCAUUAAAUGAUAUUCUCAUAUCAACCAUUGAUGAUCACAAUACUUAUAUUAUCGGUGAACGUGUUAUGCUCAGUGUUGGUAUGGAAAUGUUCAAACUACCUAAUCUACAUCAAAUUGUUAUUCAUGGAUGUUUAACAGCGGUUGAGAAUGAAAAUAACCAAUUAAACACUGAACAACAACGACAACAACAACCACAUAAUGGAACUAUUUCAUUGAUUCCUUCUAUCAAUUUAUUACACCUUUUUGUGACUGUGGUUAUACCUGGCAUGUUAGUAAAAUGUGAUUCAACCACAACCACAUCAAGUUCAACUGUCCAUACAACCGAGUCAUCAAUGAUACAAGAUACUGAUGACGAUGAUAAUCAUGAAGAAGCAGUGACAGAGGAAGAAGGAGGUGACGAAUCAUUGCCAGUUCUGUUAGCUACUGAAUCUUACACACAUUAUACAUGGUCUGGUUCACCUUUAGAAGCUGCGAUAACGAUACGUUUUGUUGCUCGGAUACUUAUGAGUUGUUUAACGGAACCUCAUCUGCCUAUUGUUCGUCCAAUUACUGAUCCUAAACCGUUACAACUACGAAUUGGACAAGGAGAAGAAUUAUCAGAUGACGACGAUGGUGAUGAUGACGACAACAAGAUUAAUGAUAAGCAUAAUAGAAUGAAGGGAGUGGAAAUCAAUGAUCAGGAAAUGAAAAUGUCAGCUGAAUUUACUAGAAGUACUAAUAACUGUAGUCUUAUUUCAGAGGCUGUCUUGUUUCAACCAGCUACUCAACUGGCAAAAAUCUCUGCGUCACUAAGUCAUAGUUUACCGGCGCUAGCAGCUAGCUCAUUGUCUACACUGGAAAAUUUCAAUAAUGAUUUGGAUAAUCCAGAUAAAUUGGAAUUAAUUCGUUCUUCAUCAUAUCUACAUUAUUGCCUUUCUCAAGUAUGUGGUCUGUCUAGGACAUCAUUAAUACGCAUUAACUCCAUUUAUUCACAGUAUACAAUCUAUUUACGUUGUUUAUGGAAAUUAAUUGAAAAUACUAAAUGUUUAAAUAAAUCAACAUUAAAUUAUUCAAAUACCAAUAUGUCUACAUUGUUUAAUAUUUUAUGCUCGGGUGAAUUACCUACUCAUUUAGUGGAACUUCAAAGUUAUCUUCCACUGAUAUUUACAUUUGCUGAUUGUCUUCAUCAUCGCUUAUUAUGUUUAACUGAUUCGGAAAUCUGUGACAUCUCAUCGGAAGCGAACUACAACUCCAACGAUUAUCGUCAUCAACAACCAAUCAAUAAUAAUAGUGAACCCUCACGAGGAGGUUGUGGUUUUCGUGCUGAUGAAUUAUUACAUGUUGGUGCAAGACUUCGUGAUCUUAUGCUCGGCCUAAUUGAUUUGUCACAUCCUGAUCAAGUGCCGAAACAAACUCGCUGUAAUUUACAAACAGAUAAACAUUGUGUAGAAUCAAUGGAACAACCAAAUUAUGGUGCAGUAUUACGUAGAAUAGAACAAUGGGUCGAAAUAGCCGAUCUUGGCAGUUCACCUAUUGGUGAUCUAAUGAUGCGAAAUUAUACACAAUGGUCGAUACCGGAUUUUCGUCUUUUACUAUAUUGUUGGUGUAGUUUACUGCGUCGAGUUGAACGGUUAGUAUUUCAAAUCUAUGAUUGGGAUCGUCGUUGUCGACGUCAACAAGAUACUAGUCUGCCUAUCUACCUUUUACAAAAUCCACAAUCCACAACGACAACAGCUUCUACAAAUGCAUCAUCUACAUUUUCAUCCUCAUCCUCAUCAACUGAUAUUGCACGCGUAACCAAUUCACCACGUCUACCACUUGGCACACCAAGUCUUAGUCAAACAUUUUGGUUGAAAGAUAACUUAUUUGAUUUAUUAAAUACUACAGAAUCACAAUCUUCAUGGUUUGAAAAUCAUGGUUAUCAAAAUACAUUGGCAUUAGCUGGUGCACCGUUUGGUUAUUAUAGUAUUUUGAAUCCAGAUCGAAAUCAAGAAUCAUUUUCUUUAUCCAAUCGUCAAAUACGUCAAGUCUUAUUAUUGAAAAAAGUUCCAUUUGUUAUACCAUUUGAAAAACGAGUUAAAUUAUUUAAAAUUCUAAUCAAUGAUGGUAGUACAUAUAAUCGUAAUCCAUUUCGACGAAUAUAUAAUAUGUCUAAUCAACCAAGUGUUUCUCUUGUUGUUCGUCGAACUCAUUUAUAUGAAGAUGGUUUUGAGAAAUUAUCCAAAGAAAAUGUACCCAAUUUACGUCAACGUUUAAAAGUGACCUUUUUAAAUCCAACUGGUUUAGCUGAAGUUGGUAUUGAUGGUGGUGGUUUAUCAAGAGAAUUUCUUACUGAAAUUAUACGUGCUGGUUUUGAUCCAACUAGAGGAUUUUUUAUUUAUGCAUCAGAUAAAACUUUAUAUCCAAAUCCACAAGCAUCUGCAAUUACAUUGGAUUAUUUAAAGCAUUAUUAUUUCUUAGGAAGAAUUUUAGCAAAGGCAAUUUACGAAGGUGUGCUUGUCGAACUUCAGUUCGCUUAUUUCUUCUUGGCGAAAAUUGUUAGUCGAAGUGGCGGUGGCGGAGUUGGCUUUGAUUAUCUACAUUCACUUGAUCCUCAAUUGUAUAAACAAUUAUUAUUUUUAAAAAAUUACAAAGGGGAUGUACGAGAUUUAUCCUUAGAUUUCACUAUGGUUCAAUCAAUUUUUGGUCAAUCUGAAACGAUCGAAUUGAAACCAGGUGGUAAACAUAUACCAGUUACUGAAGAAAAUCGUGUUGAAUAUGUACAUUUAAUUGCGAAUUAUAAAUUAAAUAAAAUGAUUUAUCCACAAGUACGAGCUUUUACUGCUGGAUUAAAUGAUGUAAUACCAAUUGAUUGGGUACGUCUUUUUGAUGCAGAAGAAUUACAAACUCUUAUAUCUGGAGCAGAUAUGGUAAUCGAUGUGAAUGAUUUAAAACAGCAUACAUUCUACAUUGGAAAUUCAUUAAAUUAUACUGAAACAUUAGAUUGUUUUUGGUCAGUAUUACAUAAUUUUUCAGAAUCUGAUAAACGUUCAUUUUUACGUUUUGUUACUGCAUGUUCACGUCCACCAAUGUUUGGUUUUCGUGAAUUACAACCACCAUUUUCAAUACAAAUUACUGAUGAAAUUGAACGUUUACCAACUGCAAGUACAUGUACAAAUUUAUUAAAAUUACCUAAUUUUCGUAAUAUAAAAUUAUUACGUGAACGUUUAUUAUAUGCAUUAAAUGCAAAUGCUGGUUUUGAAUAUGGUUAAAUUCAAUCAAGUAAAGUGAUGAUGUUUGGUUAAUUGUUUACUUACUUACUUGUUUGUUUGUUUGUUUUUCCUUUGUAAACAUUCAUGUAUCCAUUCACUUAUCAUGUUGAUAUUUUCUUAAAUUUAUCAAUUGAGUAGAAGAUUUCGCUUUUUUUUUCCUUCUUUUUUUUCGGUUUUUUUUUAUAUAAAAAUUUCUAUUAACAUUAUCAAUACUACUGUAUACUUGAGUAGUAGUAGUAGUAGUACUACUACUACUACUUCUAACAUUUUGGUUAUAAUCAUUUGAAUAU
Messenger RNA from Schistosoma bovis, 5538 nucleotides. Lineage: Eukaryota; Metazoa; Platyhelminthes; Trematoda; Strigeidida; Schistosomatidae. The record is from the annotation of a GenBank genome assembly.